UUUUGAUACGCGAGCAGAAGAUGCGUUUGUAGAUUUAACGUGUAUUAUUGUAUAUGGUGACUACCUAUCAAGCAACAUUAUGGAUAAUAACGACGAGGGUGAUGAAGGACUGCAUACUUUGGACAUGAGAAGAAGGAAAAUAUCUUCAAGGAGAUCAUCUAUAUUAAAGUUAGCAGGUGGAAAAUCUCCAACCAGGAGUGCUCUCACUGACUUGGAUGUGAAUAGUCGGGCGCGGCGUGUAAGCUUUUCAGAUACAAGAACUGUCAAGGAGUUCAUUAAAAGUGAUGAGGGGAUUGUGUGGACAGGGCUGCGUGAUGAAGUUGUUCCACGGGCAGAACAGCCGAGUCAAGAAUCCCUGUCACAGCUAUCAGCCAGUGAUAAGCUACACACAGAGAACAGUCUGUUUGAAAGCUAUAAAACGGAGGUUAUGUGCAGUCAGUCGAUACAAGCACCGAGCGCUGGCAGUCUGGCUGCGCUGCUAACGAAGCCAAUACACCGAGAUGCUGAUGCUUCCUCCUGCGUCAGCGACGCGCAGGGCUUCUCUCCCCAGAAGCCCGUCGCCACAGACUUCAUACCAACACUGCUCACGCAGCAGCAGCAAUCUUCGGAUGUUUCGUCGGGGAGACGAGAGGAGAUAUUCGAUCGCUACAUGGAUGAGAUGUACGUCGUGAGAGAACAGGUUGACUAUCAGACCGUGCUGCACACGCGCGUCAACAAGUACGCAGGGUCCGUGUCGCAGAGCUACGGUGAGGACAUGAAGCCCGAGGCUGACAGCGAUGCUGAUGCUGAGGGAACGUCGGAGGGGAGAGUCAGUGCCAAGUUGUUUCUUCAACGGUUGCGCUCAGAGAAGCCAUUCAUGCAGCCACCUAACGACGCUGACAACAAAACUAUUCAUUUCCAUGACGAUGACCCCAUGGAGUUCACUUUAUGCAGAGAGAAUCAGACUCUGGUUAGACCUGGAGCAGGCAUUGAGAUACCUAACCCAUCAACAAGCAGUGUUGGCAACAAAACAAGGAUCUAUGAUCCCAACAGAACCCAGCAGGAUGAAUUUGACAUGGAACUAACUACUUGCUUAUCCGAGAAGCAUACAGAAACUCAGGGUCAGAAUACUGCCAUUAAAUUCGGCUCUACUGGUGAUCAAACUCAGCCCUACUCCGUCGUAAUAAAUCCUCAUCUUAAGCCUUCCAGUGAGGAUGCGAACAGAACUCAAGAAGGGAAAGUGACUGCCAAGUCGUUUAUUCAACGGUUGCGCUCAGGCAGGCCACCUGUGCAGCUAGGUUCUGAUGACGAGAAUAAAACCAUUCAUUUCCAGGACGAUGAUCCCAUGGAGAUUACGCUGUGCGGAGGGAAUCGGUCGCUCGCUAGACCUGGAAUAGGCACGGGGAUGCAUGACCCAUCAACAAGCAAUGCUGGCAACAAGACGAGGAUUUAUGAUCCUAACAAAACGCAGCAGGGUGAAUUUGACAUGGACCUUACUACUUGCAUAUCUGAGAAGCAUGUAGAAGUGCAGGGACUAAACAAUGGCAUUAAAUUCAGCUCUGCUGGUGAUCAAAAUCCUUACUACCCUAAUAUAAACAAUCCUAUUGAACCUUGCAAUCAAGCUGCUAGGAAUACUUCAGAAGGUAAAGUAAAUACAAAAUUGUUUCUUCAGCAGUUGCGCUCUAGAAAGCAGCCUGUACCUUUACAAGAUGACGGUGUGCACAAAAGUGUCGAUUUUGGUCAUCCCAACAAUAAACCGGCACAGCUGGAUCUCAGCUGCAGUGAAUCUCUGUAUCUAGAAACAGAUGUUUUAUCUGCUGCUGCACAACCUACUGGACCAAUAUUGCAUGUGGAUACAGCAAUGAUCACGAGCCACCUUACGAGAACGCAUCCAAAGAUCAGCGAUAACAAUAACAGAACUCGGUUCCAUGACAAUGACUUCAUGGAAUUGACUGUGUGUAGAGGAAAUCAAUCUCUGGUGAAGCCAGUUGCAAGCAUGGAGAUCCCUAAGCCAUCAGCAGUCAGUGUUGGAAACAGGACGAGGGUGUAUGAUCCUAACAAAACCCAGCAGGGUGAAUUUGACAUGGAACUCACUACUUGCUUGCCACAGCAGACUUCACAAAGUCUACAGGAUGGCGUCAAUGUUGUCGUAGGUGAUCCUCCUGGUUCUUCCUCAGAAAAUCCAGCUGUGUUUUCACCUACCAACGAUGACAACAAGACCAUUCGUUUCCAUGACGAUGACAAACUGGAGUUGACUGUGUGCAGAGGGAAUCAGUCUCUGGCUAAACCUGAAGCAAGCAUUGAGAUCCCUAAACCAUCAACAGUCAGUGUUGGCAACAGGACGAGGUUGUAUGACCCUAACAGAACCCAGCAAGGUGAAUUUGACAUGGAACUCACUACUUGCUUACCUCAGCAAACAUCAGAAAGUCUACAGCUUGAAACCAAUAUUGUUGCAGGUAAUUCUCUUGAUGGGCCAACAUAUUCCUCUAAUGAAGAGGUCAGCAUUAAGCCUGGUGACAACAAUGUUGAAGGAAUUUCAGGAUACAACACCAACCUUAACCAACAGCAGUUGCACUUGCAAGAUUCCAUGGAAUCACCUAACAAAGAUGACAACAAGACCAUUCGUUUCCAUGGUGAUGAACUCAUGGAAUUGACUGCAUGCAGAGGGAAUCAGUCUCUUGUCAUACCUGGAGCUAGCAUUGAGAUCCCUAAGCCAUCAACAGGCAGUGUUGGAAACAGGACGAGGGUGUAUGAUCCCAACAGAACCCAGCAAGGUGAACUUGACAUGGAACUCACUACUUGCUUACAUCAGCAGAUUUCGCAAAGUCUACAGGAUGGCGUCAAUGUUGUCGUAGGUGAUCCUGGCUCUUCCUCAGAAAAUCCAGCUGUGUAUUCACCUACCAACGAUGACAACAAGACCAUUCGUUUCCAUGACGAUGACAAAAUGGAGUUGACUGUGUGCAUAGGGGAUCAGUCUCUGGCUAAACCUGAAGCAAGCAUUGAGAUCCCUAACCCAUCAACAGGCAGUGUUGGAAACAGGACGAGGGUGUAUGAUCCUAACAAAACCCAGCAGGGUGAAUUUGACAUGGAUCUAACUACUUGCUUGCCACAGCAGACUUCACAAAGUCUACAGGAUGGCGUCAAUGUUGUCGUAGGUAAUCCCCCUGAUUCUUCCUUAGAAAAUCCAGCUGUGUUUUCACCUACCAACGAUGACAACAAGACAAUUCGUUUCCAUGGUGAUGAACUCAUGGAAUUGACUGCAUGCAGAGGGAAUCAGUCUCUGGUCAGACCUGGAACAAGCAUUGAGAUACCUAAGCCACCAACAGGAAGUGUUGGAAACAGAACAAGGAUGUAUGAUCCUAAUAAAACCCAGCAGGAUGAAUUUGACAUGGAACUCACUACUUGCUUACCACAGCAGACUUCACAAAGUCUACAGGAUGGCAUCAAUGUUGUUGCAGAUAAUUCUCUUGGUGGCCCAACAUAUUCCUCUAAUGAAGAGGCCAACAUGAAGCCUGGUGACAACAAUGUUGAAAGAGUUUUAGAAGACAACACCAACUUAAAUUUAGAGCAGUUUCACUCGAGAAAUCAGGUGUUUUCCCCUACCAACAAUGACAACAAGACCAUUGGUUUCCAUGACGAUGACAAAAUGGAGUUGACUGUGUGCAGAGAUAGUGUCAGUCCUGCAAAUGUAGUGAGCCUUUCACCAAUCGUUAGUUCCGGUGGGGAGAUACCCAGAUACGGGCGCGCGGGUACGGCGAGCGAGACGCCCUCGCGUAACGUCUGCGACACAGAGGCGCCGUCAAACGACUGCCUCGGGGAGAGCGAUCCGUUUGCGAAGCGACCGCUCGUCUUCUACUCUCCGCAGAUGCCGUCGACGACCACGCGUCGUGAGAGUCCCGUGCGUGCCGAGCUCUCCGCUGACUCAGCACACCAGGUGGGGCAGUUGCGGGAUGAUGUACUCACCCUGCGCGAGGUAGCGACGUGA
Priapulus caudatus is the source of this 3964-nucleotide messenger RNA. RefSeq lists its product as uncharacterized. Lineage: Eukaryota; Metazoa; Priapulida; Priapulimorpha; Priapulimorphida; Priapulidae. The coding region runs from base 80 to 3964 and encodes 1294 amino acids. The record is from RefSeq and is a predicted model, not a curated record. The transcript has 8 exons.